Physeter macrocephalus (sperm whale) is the source of this 4463-nucleotide messenger RNA. It is a transcript of the gene EMILIN2, whose product is annotated as elastin microfibril interfacer 2. The record is from RefSeq and is a predicted model, not a curated record. The transcript is spliced from 8 exons. Gene Ontology annotation, molecular function: protein binding. Lineage: Eukaryota; Metazoa; Chordata; Mammalia; Artiodactyla; Physeteridae. The coding region runs from base 25 to 3255 and encodes 1076 amino acids.
CGGGUCGCGCCCGCAGCGCACAGAAUGUGGCAGCGGAGACGGCCCCGACCCCGCGCGCCCUGGCUCUGGGCGCUGGCGCUGCUGGUUCUGGGAGGCGCAGGGCUGUGCCACGCCGGCCCUCAGCCCAGGCACCCCGCGCGGCCCAGCGCCAGGAACAAGAACUGGUGCGCCUACAUCGUGAACAAGAACGUGAGCUGCUCGGUGCUGGAAGGAAGUGAGAGUUUUAUUCAGGCUCAGUACAACUGUGCCUGGAACCAGAUGCCCUGUCCGUCCGCGCUCGUUUAUCGUGUGAAUGUCAGACCCAGAUAUGUCACCAGGUACAAGACGGUGACACAGCUGGAAUGGAGGUGCUGCCCUGGCUUCAGGGGAGGAGACUGCCAAGAAGGUCCCAGAGACCCCGUGAAGACUCCCCACCCCACACCCGCUCGGCCGAGAAACAGCGUGAAGAAAGCCACAGACAAUGAACCAAGCCGAGUCUCAGAACCUGAGAAGACUUUGUCACCAACUCCUGCAGCAGAACUAAGUCGGAUCGUAGAUCCAAAACAGGGGCCCUUAGAACUUCAGGAAAAGAAAAUCCAGGUGCUUGAGGAGAAGGUUCUCCGACUCACAAGGACGGUUCUUGAUCUCCAGUCUUCCAUUGAUGGAGUGAAUGAAAACCUCAAACACUCCAUUCAGGAUGAUGCCAGCAAAAUGCUGGCAUCAUGGCUCAGUAACCUGCACCCCCAGCCAGUGCCUGACAGUGCUGUUGGUGGAGAACCAGAAACGGUCCAGCUUCCUGGUGUCCUCAACAAUAAGGAAUCUGGCAUGAAGGACAUCAAGUCUGAAUUGGCUGAAGUCAAGGAUGCUCUGAAGACCAAGAGUAGCAAGCUGGAAGAGCUGGAUGGGAAAGUGAAGGGCUAUGAAGGGCAGCUCAGACAGCUCCAGGAGGCGGCCCAGGGCCCUACGGUCACCAUGACGACCAAUGAGCUCUACCAAGCGUAUGUCGAUAGUCAGAUUGAUGCCCUGAGAGAGGAGCUCAUGGAGGGAAUGGACAGGAAGCUGGCUGAUCUGAAGAACUCGUGUGAGUAUAAGCUAAUUGGUCUCCAGCAGCACUGUGAUGACUAUGGGAGCAGCUACCUGGGAGUGAUCGAGCUUAUAGGAGAGAAGGAAACCAACCUGAGAAAAGAAAUCAGUGACCUUCGAGCCCGGGUCCAAGACCCUUCAACCAGGGCAAAUUGCUGUGACGGUGCCAAGAAUGGUGACUUUGGGCAACAGAUCAAGAUGUUAGACCAGAAAAUUGAAAGAGUUGCUGAAGCGACCAGAAUGCUGAACGGACGACUAGACAAUGAGUUUGACCGCCUCGUAGUUCCAGAGCUGGAUGUGGACUUUGAUGCCAGGUGGAAUGAACUGGAUGCAAGGAUCAACGUGACAGAGAAGAACGCGGAGGAACACUGCUUUUACAUUGAAGAAACCCUCCGGGGCACCAUCAGUGGGGAGGUAAAUGACUUGAAGCAGCUUCUUGAUCAGAAAAUACAGUCUCUGGAGGAACGGCUGGGGAGCGCUCUCCUGGCGAUGGCCAACGGCUCGGAGGCAGAACUUGCUCCCCCAGCGUCAGCCCUGCCUGGUGGGUCGGGGGCUGGGAAUGAACAGGUCAUGGUGGAGUUAAACCACCUGAAGGACAAAGUGCAAGUGGUGGAGGAUAUGUGCCUACAGAACUUCCAGGGAGAGCCUCGUGGGAGAGAAGAUACUUUGCGAAACGGAGACGACCCCUCAGCAGGUGACACUUUGAGCCUUUUGAAAUCUCUAAAUGACACAAUGCAUAGGAAGUUUCAAGAAACCGAGCGUAGCAUCCAAAGACUUCAACAGGAUUUUCGUUUUCUUUAUUCUCAACUAAACCACACAGAAGACCACGUGAGUCAUCUUCAUAAUGAGCUGAGCAGUGGUAGAGAAGGUAAAAAGGCUGCAGGGCGUGGGUCUUCUAAGGGGGGUGAGCCCCUCCCGUCUCCCCCGGCCGCCUCCGUGCAUUGCUGCGACCAGCUGGAGGGGAGGUGGCAGCAGCUGCAGGGCCAGGUCCUCGCCGAGCUGGACACUUGUAAGGAGAAGACACACGGGGUCCAGAGGGGGGUCUCCGUGGUGGAGGACAGGGUGUCUCAUAUGGAGAAAACCUGCAGCAAACUGGACUCCAUCUCAGGAAGUCUUCAGAAAAUCAAGGAAGGGCUCAACAAGCAUGUCAGCAGCCUCUGGAGUUGUGUCAGGCAGAUGAACGGGACGCUCCGGGCACAUUCCAGAGACAUCUCUGGCCUGAAGAAUUCAGUCCAGCAGUUCUAUAGCCAUGUUUUCCAGAUUUCUACUGACUUGCAAGAUCUGAUCAGAUUUCAACCAUCGGCAACGGAGGAGCCCUCAGCAGCACCCCAGCCUCUGCCCCAAGGGACGGCCCCGCACCCGGCAGAGGCCCCCACCAAGCCAUCUGCUCCAGCGCUGACCCCUCCACCGCCGUCCAGUGCUCCCCCGCCGCCCAAGGACCCUGGACAGCAGCCGUACACAGGCCAGCAACCUGUCCUGCCCAAGAGACGCCCCCGGCCACUGCCCCCGCUGCUGCGGCCCGGCUGGACGGGGCUGCCCUUCUUGCCCGGCUCCACCGGGGUCAUUAUGGAGACUGGAGAAGCCGGGCCCCCGGGCAGGAUGGGCAUGUCGGGGCGGGGACUGCCCCGGGGCGUGGACGGCCAGACUGGGCAGGGGCCCAUCCCCAGGGCCGAAGGCUACGCGGGAGCACCAGGGUACCCCAAGUCACCGCCUGUAGCCUCCCCAGGGGUCCCGGCGCCGUCUCUGGUGUCCUUCUCAGCGGGGCUCACCCGGAAGCCUUUCCCCAGCGAUGCAGGCGUCGUCCUCUUUAACAAAGUGCUGGUGAACGACGGGGACGUGUACGACCCCAGCACCGGGGUCUUCACAGCUCCGUACGACGGGCGCUACCUGAUCACGGCCACGCUCACCCCCGAGAGGGACACGUACGUGGAAGCCGUCCUUUCGGUCGCCAACGCCAGCGUGGCACAGCUGCACACGGCCGGCUACAAGAGAGAAUUCCUGGAAUACCACCGGCCCCAGGGGGCUGCACACACUUGUGGGGGCCCAGGGGCAUUCCACCUUAUCGUGCACUUGAAGGCAGGGGACGGCGUCAACAUCGUGGUGACCGGGGGCAGGUUGGCUCACACAGACUUUGACGAAAUGUACUCCACGUUUAGUGGGGUUUUCUUAUAUCCUUUCCUGUCCCACCUCUGAGGUGGCCGGGCAAGGGAAGGGGAAAGAGUUGUAGGAACUCGGCAGCUUUAAUGCAUUCAGCGUGUGUGUGUAACUGGAGCACUGGUCUAGUUUCCUGCAGACGACACCCCACCACCUCCCCCAGGUAAAGGCCACGCCUGGCUGCCAAGGCAGUGAGGAGUAAACCACGGGCUAACGUGGCCAUGGCACCUAAGAGUCGGAAGCGCCCCUGCCUGCACGCCGGCUCCUCCCCCUGCGUCUCCCAGCUCCCACCUCUGGCUCCGCCGUGGCCUGAGCUCUCUCCGAGGGGCCUGUGCUGGGCCUACAGGGUGCUGACCACAGAGGCUCCAACUGCUGCCCGGUGGGAUCACGCCCUGCUGCUGGGGAAGGACGAGCCGCUGAGAGGAGGCAGAACUGGCACCAGUGGCCAGGCUUUACUGGAGCAGAGCUGUCGCCAGCUGCUUGUGUCUUCACUUACCCUGCAUGCGGGAGAAGAGUUUAAACACUGAAGUGGCACAUGCCACCACAGACCUAGGGUGGACAGUGGGCUGUCCCAGGUUUGGCUCGCCACCCCCCUCCCUCCCCCCACCCCGGGUUUGCCUGGCUGAGAGGGACACAGGAGAGACUGUCAUGUGGCUUGUUGGGCUCCUUGAAUGACAUGUACGACUUAAGUGCAAAGACAGGGAGUGUCAAUAAAGAUGUAAAACACUUCCAGUUCAGUCUGGUGCCUUCUGGAUUGAGAGUUGCUGCUGAAAAGCAAACUACAGUAAAUGACUUUAAUGGCUGCAGAAAGUAAGCUUGAGUAAAUUCAUCUCAACCAUGCAACUGUUUUAUCCCUCAGCAUCCAUGCCGUGCACUUGGGGGUUGUCCUUGGCUUGUAAAGACAGACUAGAUGUGCUUGGAGGUCAGAGUCCCCAUGUGAGCCCCACAGCUGAAAAGGGGGCUCCUCCAGGGGGUGCUGAACAUUCACAUUGAACCCGCAGCUGCCCAGCUCACAGCAGAUGCAGCUAUAAGGACUCCUGAGCUCCCAGGCAACAAGAGGCCCAACACAAAACCGACCACACUGAACACCGAGGUCAUCUGAGGAAAGCAGGACUCCUCCCGUGGAGAGCACGCUCUGUUCCCGGGAAGCCCAGGCCCCUCACUCCUCUACCGGCAGCCACACCAAACCCUUAGCUCCGCGUGGUCUUUGCUAAUCAGGUUGGUAAAACCUGUUGGCCAACCAAGUG